Messenger RNA from Aspergillus fischeri NRRL 181, 1374 nucleotides. RefSeq lists its product as uncharacterized. Lineage: Eukaryota; Fungi; Ascomycota; Eurotiomycetes; Eurotiales; Aspergillaceae. The coding region runs from base 1 to 1374 and encodes 457 amino acids. The transcript has a single exon. The record is from RefSeq and is a predicted model, not a curated record. Gene Ontology annotation, biological process: guanosine tetraphosphate metabolic process.
AUGACGCCCUCAACCUCGGCCGUAAUUGAAGACUUUGUCGCUUCCUACGAGAAGCACCGCGACUUCUACUGUCACACAGCAAUUGCUGUUAGAAGGAUCUGCGAGGCCGCCCUCGAAAAACAUCACAUACCAUGUCUGGUCAGCCAUCGAGCAAAAGAAGCGGCAAGUCUACGCAAAAAGCUGUAUGCACGACAACUUCUCCGAGGCCAUGCCUACUCAAGCAGAGAAGAGAUCAAAAACGACAUAUCCGACCUCGCUGGCGUACGCAUUGCUCUCUACUAUCCUCGGCACGGAGAGGAGGUCAAGCGCAUUCUCGAUGACGAAUUUACGGUCGUGGAAGAAAAGACCAUCAACCGUAUGGGCAUCGACGAGGCAAUCCGCGGCGGCUACGAUCGGUGGUUCCCGGGCUACUGCGCAAAGCACUAUCGAGUGCACCUCAAGAAUGGAACGGUCAAUCAGGAAGGCGUCCCCACCCACAACACAAAGGUCGAGAUCCAGGUCGUCUCUGUGCUGCGGCAUGUCUGGGCCGAAGUCGAACACGACGUGGUCUACAAGGGGAAGCUCAGGGCGAGCAGAGACGACCACCGCAUCCUGGACGGGUUAAGCGGGGCCGUCUUUCUGGGCGAAUGCUUCCUCGACCAACUGUAUCAAACCCAGGUGGCCAGGGCUACCACCGACGACAGAGGUUUUGAGAACGUCUAUGCGCUCGGCUCGUUUCUGUGGAAUUGGACCGCCUCCCUCGGCCAUUGCCAGGUGGAAUACCCUGUAGAGGUCGAGUUUCUGAAAGAUCUGCUCGGUAUUCUGGGACUCAACAACCCAAGGACGCUGCGCGAUAUUCUCAGCCAGAUCGACCUGUCCACUCGAGAAGGGAGCGAGUGGCAUUCGUUCCGGGCGGCGUUUCACCCCGCUCGGUCCAGUCUUACGAUGUUCAUAAUGGACCGGAUCCUUACAAUGCCGGUCGGAGUCAGCAGGCUUGAGAAUACGCCGGUGGACGAUCCUGGGAUCGAUCAUGUGAAACGCGAGCUGGGCCUUAUUUCCAGUUCCCUGAUCUGGCUCGAUCGGGUGUAUCCGCUCUCGUCUCAAUUAUUUGGAGCCCUCUUCGCAAGUGACUCAUGGGACUGUUAUCUGCCUGGAAUCCGGUGGCUUGAUUCGCGCAAAGCCCAGGAUUAUUGGAGGGGUAAUGCGGUGCUCACCAACGAGGAAAGGCAGAGGAUCAACGCAGUUUUCCAGUGCUUUUCGCGGAACCGGGAAAAGCCUAUUCAGCUUGCGUUUGCGCUUGCCAGGUUGGGUGUUCUGAAGAGAUACGCUGCUGACUGGUUGGCGUUGCAUCGCGUCAUCUCGCCGUUGCUGAUUGUAAUAAAGGCUCGAUAUUAG